Molecule: messenger RNA, 5864 nt
Organism: Myotis brandtii (Brandt's bat)
Lineage: Eukaryota; Metazoa; Chordata; Mammalia; Chiroptera; Vespertilionidae
Gene: TDRD6
Product: tudor domain containing 6
Exons: 5
Biological process (GO): spermatogenesis
Source: RefSeq, a predicted model, not a curated record
CUGGGCUCCGGGGCCCCCGCCUUGCAGCGAGUCCUGCCCAAGCAGGAGCAGCCGAGCCUGGAUUACUUCUGCCCGCAGCUGCAGCUGGGCGUGACGGAGCCCAUGGUGGUGACACAGGUGUGCCACCCCCACCGCAUCCACUGCCAGCUGCGGAGCUUCUCGCAGGAGAUUCGCCGCCUCUCCGAGAGCAUGGCCCACAUCUACCAGGGUUCCGUGGGGACCGGGGAGGAGAACGACGCCAGUGCUCCCUGGGACGGGGAGGAGGAAAGCCCGGACAAGUCGGGCUCUCCGUGUGCAUCCUGUGGGUUGGACGGACGUUGGUACAGGGCGCUCUUGCUCGAGACCUUUCGGCCGCAGCGCUGUGCCCAGGUGCUUCACAUCGACUUUGGCAGGAAGGAGCUAGUGAGCUGCAGCAGCCUGCGCUACUUGCUGCCGGAGUACUUCCGGAUGCCCGUGGUCACCUACCCCUGUGCUUUGUAUGGCCUCUGGGACGGUGGCCGCGGCUGGUCUCGGUCCCAGGUCGGUGGCCUGAAGGCACUGAUACUGGGCCGGGCCGUGAAUGCAAAGAUUGAGUUUUACUGCUCCUUUGAGCAUGUGUAUUACGUCACCCUGUAUGGAGAAGAUGGGAUGAAUCUUAACUGUGCCUUUGGGGUACAGUCCUGUUGCCUGAUUGAUAGAUUCCUUCAGAGACCGGGAACAGAGGAGGAGGAGGAAGAGUCUCCUGCUGAAGAAGUGGAGGAAGAGCUUUCACUCCCAGCCCUGAGGUCUGUCCGUUUAAAGAUCAAUGCCUUCUAUGAUGCCCAGGUCGAGUUUGUUCAAGAUCCUUCUGAGUUCUGGAUCCGGUUGCGGAAACACAGGGGCUCCUUCAGCAAGCUGAUGAAGAGAAUGAGCAGUUUCUAUUCCUCGGCCAGGAAGCUGGAUGGGAUCGUUUUGAAACCGAAAUCUGAUGACCUCUGCUGUGUGAAAUGGACCGAGGAUGGUUACUAUCGGGCUGUGGUGACCAGAUUGGACGCCAAGAAUGUGGAUGUAUUCUUAGUUGAUCGAGGCAAUUCGGAGAAGGUGGACUGGUGUGACGUGAGGAUGCUGCUGCCUCAGUUCAGACGGCUCCCAGGAUUGGCUCUGAGGUGCACUCUGGCUGACAUUUGGCCUGUGGUAGGAACCUGGAGCCAGGAGGCAAUUUCCUUUUUUAAAAAGACUGUGCUCCACAAAGAAUUAGUCAUCCAUGUCCUUGAUAAGCAGGAUAAGCAGUAUGUUGUAGAGAUUCUUGAUGAAUCAAGAGCAGGGGAAGAAAACAUUGGUAAGGUAAUUGCUCAAGCUGGAUAUGCCAAGUAUCAGGAAUUUGAAACACAGAAAAAUAUCCCUGGAUGUACCCACUCCCCAGAGCAUGUUUCAAACCAUUUCAGUGCUGAGAAGAACAAAAUACCUUCUGCCAAGAAGGAAGAAGUAGAACAGAAAGCCAAGGGAGAUAAUAAAACUACAUGUGUUUCAGAAGCUUUGGCGGACACAAUAGUUGGUACAAAUGUUUCAACGGGACUAGUUGUGCAGGGAAAAGAGAAAAGAAUGUCUGUUUAUUCUCCUCUUCUACAGAACUUGGAAAUUAAGCUAGGCUCUUCUUGUAAAGAAGAGAUAAAAAUUGGAAGCACAAUGGAAGUCAAAGUGUCUUAUGCUAAAAACCCUGGCUAUUUCUGGUGCCAACUGACCAGGCACAUGCAAGAAUUUAAAGCUUUAAUGUGUGAUAUUCAGGACUAUUGCAAGAAUACCCCUACUCCUUACCAGGGAUCCACCCCCGCUUGUUUGGCAAAGCGAACAGCAAAUGGAAAAUGGUCCAGAGCUCUGAUCAGGAGGACACAAUCUCCAGAGAAUGUCAAAGUAGUAUUUGUAGAUUAUGGAGACAAAGAUGUGGUAUCUGUGACGAAUAUUUGCGCAAUUAGUGAAGCAUUUCUCAAAGUUAAGGCUCAGGCUUUUCGGUGCAGUCUUUAUAACUUAAUUGAACCAACUGGCCAAAAUCCUUUUGCUUGGGGUGAAAAGGCAAUAAAAGUUUUCCGUGAAUUUGUAGUCAAUGCGUGGAAAGACAAUCUAGAAUUAAAAUGCACAGUAUUUGCCACUGCAUCAACAGGUGACGAACUGUUUUAUAUCGUGGAUUUGCUAACACCCUUUCAGAGUGCAAGCCAUAUUUUGAUAGAAAAAGGAUUUGCAAGACCAAUCAAACUUCCAAAGCCGCUGGGGUUCCCCAUUCAGCUAUGUUCUUACUACUAUUCAACACAUGAUAUAAAAAUCGGAAGUGAAGAAUUAGUGCUUGUAACACAUGUUGUUGACCCUUGGACAUUUUACUGCCAGUUGGGAAGAAAUGCCCAUAUUUUAGAAGAGUUGUCAUGUUCUAUAAUACAAUUAAAUAAAACUUUGCUGAACAUUAAAAAAACACCGUUGAUCCCUGGGGACUUGUGCCUUGCUAAGGAUACCGACAGAAAUUGGAGUAGGGGGAUAAUGAUAGAAAAAGACCCAAAUAAAGUCUUUUUUGUUGAUUUUGGCAACAUUCGUGUGGUAACAAAUGAUGAUCUGCUUUCCAUACCUAGUGAUGCAUGUGAUGUCUUAUUUUUGCCCAUGCAGGGCAUUAGAUGCUCAUUGUCUGAUAUUCCAGACCAUAUACCAGAAGAAGUGACAACAUGGUUUCAGGAGACUAUUUUAGGCAAGUUAUUGAAGGCUGUGGCCGUAGCCAAAGAUCCAGAUGGAAGACUGAUGAUAGAACUAUAUGAUGACAGUAUUCAAAUUAAUGCUAAUAUUAAUGAGAAGUUAGCAUUACUUGGUUACAAAGGUAGGGAACAAAAAAAAGAAGAAAGUGAAGUACUCUCUACAACAGAAACUCUUGAUGUGAAAAAGAAAUAUAUGAAGUUGUCACCUAUGGAAUAUUUAAGCAAACAAGUAGAGAACAAGAUAUACAAUAUGGAGAUCCUGGCAGAAUCAGACAAACCUAAGGGAAGCUCAGCAGGUAAGGAACUCAAACUUUCACAAAGUUCAACAAAGACAAACGUAGUCGCUCAACAUCGCAACUCUGUGGGGAAUGAAAAGAGUGAAGUGUCUUCAUUAAUAGAAAAGAAAGAAAAAAGGAAAGUCAUGGAACUAGAAGUCACUCCUUUAGAGAGAAAAAGAGGAGAUUCCUGUAACAAAAAUUUGCCUCUAAAAUUGUCCGAGUUCCCACAGAAGACUAUAAAGCCUGGCUUUAAAACAACUGUAUAUGUUUCUCAUAUAAAUGACCUUUCAGACUUUUAUGUGCAACUAACAGAAGAUGAAGCUGCACUCAAUCGUCUUUCAGAGAGAUUAAAUGAUGUUAGCAUAAGGCCCAAAUGUUAUGCAGGUCCUCCUUUACAAAGUGGAGAUAUAAUAUGUGCUACUUUCCCAGAUGACAAUUUGUGGUAUCGCGCUGUGGUCAAGGAAAAACAACCCAGUGACCUUCUUUCUGUACAAUUUAUAGAUUAUGGCAAUGUUUCCAUGAUUCCUACUAACAAGAUAGGUAAACUUGAUCUUGUUCAUGCCCUGUUACCAAGGUUGUGCAUUCACUGCUCCUUACAGGGACUUUGGGUUCCUGAGAUUCUUCAUUGUAAAGAAAUGAUGCGUUACUUUUCUCAAAGGACAGACGAGGCUCCAAUAAAAUGUGAAUUUGUUAAAUUUCAAGACAGAUGGGAAGUUAUUCUUGCUGAUGAACAUGGGAUCAUAGCAGAAGAUAUGAUCAGCAGAUAUACUUUCAGUGAAAAAUCUGAAGUAGGACUUUCCAUCCAAAUAAUGAAUGGCGCCUUUUCCAAGUCGGCCAACAAAACAGACAGUGGCACUUCAGUAUUUCUUAACUGGUAUAAUCCCAAGAUGAAAACGAUAAGAGCUUAUGCCACUGUGGUAGAUGGACCUGAAUAUUUUUGGUGUCAGUUUGCUGAUACUGAGAAACUUCAGUAUUUAGAAGGAAGACUACAAAGUGCUGGAGAAUGGACAACAGAUGGGAGAAGCUGUAUCUCGUGUCCUCAUAUUGGAGAUCCUUGCAUAGUGAGAUACAGAGAAGAUGGGCGCUUGUAUAGGGCACUUAUCACCAAUAUUUGCAAAGAUUCUCUUGUGUCUGUCAGGCUGGUGGACUUUGGGAACAUUGAAGACUGCGUGGACCCAAAAUCCCUCUGGACCAUUCCUUCUGAACUUAUGGUGAUCCCCAUGCAAGCCUUUCCCUGUUGUCUCUUGGGAUUUCAUAUUUCAGAGGAUGUGUGCCCUCAAGAGGGAAAUGACAUUUUUUAUGAAAUCGUCACAGAAGAUGUGUUGGAGAUAACAAUCUUAGAAAUAAAAAAGGAUAUUUGUGAUAUCCCUUUAGCAAUUGUUGACUUGAAAAGCAAAGGUGAAAGUAUUAAUGAGAAAAUGAAAAGGUAUUCUAAGAUUGGUAUUAGAAACAGUGAUCUGCCCUAUGAAAAAAAUGGCCCAGGGAUCAAGGGAGCUCUUAGAUCCCCUGGUCCUGAUGUCAGACUUAAGAAACCAUGGAGUAAGGCUGGGCAAGAGAAAACAUUAUAUGUGGAACCACAGACAGAUGAGUUCUCUGUAAGAAUUGAGAAAGACUUAAACAUGAUUGAAACCAAGCCAAAUAAAUUCCAUGACCCCAAAAUGGAUACCGUUUUUGAAGCUUUUGAAAACCCAUGCAAAGACAAGACUGGCACUGAGGUCCUGGAAGGUCAAGUAGAGUGCCAUUUGGUUGACAAAGCAAAGUUUGAUGAUGAACCAAUGACAGGAUUGAAUGUGUUAUUACCGCGUGCCGAUGAAACAGAGGAGAUACUAGAACUGAAUUCACUUGAGAUGCCGCUUUCUCCUGAUGAUGAAUCAAAAGAAUUCGUGGACCUGGAAUCCAUGGAGUUACAGCAUUCCCUAGUCGGGGAUGAAGAAAAAGAAGAGCCAGGCCUGGUGCCUCCUGUCGAGCCACUCCCCCUGGUCUGCGACACAGAAGUCACCCUGGAGCCCUUCACAGUGCAGCUGCCCCUCACCUGUGAGGCCGAGAAGCAGCCAGAGCUAGACUUACCUACAGCCCAGCUGUGCCUAGAAUCCCUGUGUGCUGAGGACACGAGAGAGUCAAGCUGCGUGGAAUGGUGUGAUGAACAACAUGGGUUGCCAUUGCAUCUACAUGGAAAGGAUUGUGAUCCCAAGACACAGGUUGAAAUGAACAUACAUAAAGAAGAAUUUACAGAAUAUAAACACAGAGAUGCCAUUUCCUCAUUGACGUCUCUGCUUUCUGAGGAAGAACCCAGAGAUGAGCGGAAGCAUGGUGCUUUACCAGAGGUCCCAGCUCAACCAGAGAACACAUACACUUUGAAAGGAUUUACUGUUGGAUCCAAAUGUGUUGUGUGGUCAAGACACACAUGGUCUAAAUGUGAGAUUUUGGAAAUAGCUGAAGAAGGUACAAAGGUUUUGAACCUUUCAAAUGGUAUGGAGGAGAUAGUAAACCCUGAGAAUGUCUGGAAUGGCAUACCCAAAUUGGAUAAGAGUCCAUCUGAGAAAAGGGGCCUGGAGGUAACAUAGAUUUAGCUGUGGAUCCAGUCAGAGCUGCUCUUAGACAAGAGGCGUGGCAUCCAGACCAAUGGAGUGUUUGAGCUAAUUGAGAGCCUGAAUGACAAGAAGUUGUCAUGCUUUGGAAACUUUGAUAUGUGUUGAAAACCAAAUAGAUCUCAGGUUGAGUGUGCAGUGUAUUUAUAGUCAUAUUGCUGAAUGUAUAUGGAUCCGGGAUCUUUAUUUUGCUAACUAAUUUAUUAACACAUUAGUUCAUAUUUUAAAAAAUUAUUAUUUUAAAAUAUACUGUUUAAAUUAAAAAAGUAUAGGUUUAUGACAAGUAUAUUUUAUGAUUCUACUUAGGA